Molecule: messenger RNA, 3294 nt
Organism: Capsaspora owczarzaki ATCC 30864
Lineage: Eukaryota; Filasterea; Ministeriida; Capsasporidae
Exons: 2
Coding region: 1-3294 (1097 amino acids)
Biological process (GO): proteolysis
Molecular function (GO): cysteine-type endopeptidase activity; protein binding
Source: RefSeq, a predicted model, not a curated record
AUGACAACGACCCCGUCAUCCCGCUGGCACUUUCUCCUGAUUGGCAACCGCCAUGCACUGCCAACAGACGCCGCAGCCGGCACGCCAGACGUCCACACGGCGCCUGCUGACGUCCGCGCACUCUCGAGCGUUCUCACUGCGUACGCUGCCACAGUCAAUCCGAGCAAGCCCGCCGCACAGCCAGCUGCUGCUCCUGAAACUGCUGCUGCUACUCCCAGUACUACUGCUACUUCUACUACUACUACUACUGCUGCUGCUGCUGCUGCUGCUGCUUCAGUGUCGAGUGCCCAGGCGUCGUCGCCGUCCGUCACGGUGCUCGUCGACGCAGACAAGGCGGCAAUGCAAGCUGCGAUCUCGACGUUGGUCGCAACCGUCAAGCGCUGUCCCGGUCCCGUCCUGGUCUACUACACUGGCCACUCGCUCAAUCUCAAGGGCGAAAACUACCUCAUCCCAACGGGAGCCAAAGUGACCACUGGCGCCAAACGCGCGGUGGGCGACGCGGUCUCGCUCAAGUCCAUCCUCGCCGCACUCAAGGACUGCCCAAGCCCGUUCAAUGCUGCUGGCACCAAGAACGCCAACAACAAAAAGAAGGGUGACAAAGCCGAUGCUGCUGCUGCUGCCACUCCUGCUCCUGCUGCUACUACUCCUGCCGCAUCGGAAACUUUGGCUCCAGGGUUGGCAGAAGUCCCCGCCCGCAGUCGUUUCUUGGUCGUCUCUUCUGCAAAGCCCAAUCAGACGACAGCAGCAGAGCGCGAACGCCAAAAAACCUCCUUCUUGGCAUCAGCGCUGCUGGAAGAAAUGUCCUCGCCAGCUUUUGACGAGAAGGACGGUAGUAAGCGCCUGCUGCCGCUGCUCUGCCGCGCGAGCGAUCGUGUCGCGACAUUGAGCGCCCAGUCGCAAGACUUGUGGCUCUCGCACAGCAUGGCCGAAGACGUCGUGUUUGCACCGCAAUCCACCACAGCCACAACAACAUGCUUCCGCGCAUUUCCGGGCGAUGAUGCGUUGGUGGCAGCAGACUACGGCCAAAUGCGUGACGAUGCCGCGCAUGCUGCUGCGCAAAACCACCCGCACGCCCACUUUUUGCUUGGUCUGCACCACGACCUCGUGGGCAGCGACGAGGAUGACGCUGCUGUGCAGCGAUACAAGCGGAGCGUUGCGCGCGGCCAUGGCCCUGCGCUGUUUACGUUGGCUCUGCUUGUCGACAGCGGCUAUGCGCGUGACGUGGGCUCCUCGCCUGGUCAACUGAUGCAGCAGGCGCGCACCAGUCGCUUCAUUGAUUGGUGUCAGCACGUCGCCAAGCGCGGUGCGCCCAUUGGCGAGUAUCUUGUGGCAAAGGCACUCGAUGAGUAUCCGACCUACCUCGAACCCGAGUCCAUCCGUUCGUCUGGACAGUCCGUCGGCAUUCCCAUUCCAGUAUGGCCCGUUUUUGAGGAACAAAGCAAGACACCUCACGGCCACCACGGCGGCGGGGACGACCACGUACAUGGUGCGCAUUGCAACCAUGGUCAUGGUCACACUGGGCGCCCGAUUUCCGACGACGAACGAGAUGCUGCCCAGGCAGUUGCAGCCAAGUACUACGAGCGUUCGGCCACCCAAGGCUUGUCGCAUGCGCAGUCCGUCUUUGGCUGGCUGCUCUAUCACAACCUUCAGGACGAAGCUGGCGCGAAGCACUUUUGGACGAAAGCUGCAGAACAAAACGACAUCCAUGCCACUGUCAAUCUUGGCAACCUCCUUCGCCAGCAAGCAAACAAGGAGCGCCGUAUUCAUAUGGGUCGUGGCCAUUCUCACCACGGGGAUGACGGCGGUCAUGGCCACUCGCAUGGUGGCCACGGAGGGCACGGUCAUUCUCACGGCGGUUAUGAUGAAGAUGAUGACGGUCAUGGCCAUUCCCAUGGUGGCCACGGUGGGCACGGUCAUUCUCAUGGUGGCCAUGAUGAGGAUGAAGCGGGUCAUGGUCACUCGCACGAGAGCGGACACGGACAUUCUCACGGCGGCGAGAGUGGCCACGGCCAUUCUCACGGCGCCCAUGAUGAAGACGAAGAACCCGAUUGCUCGCAUGGCCAUGGCCACUCGCACGGCGAUGACAACGAAGGCCAUGGACACUCGCAUGGAUCUGGCCAUGGACAUUCGCACGGUCAAGAAGAAGACGAUGAAGGCGAACAUGAACACGUCGAUCCGCACGAGUUGGAGGGCGCCGCGUUUGUUCUCUUCCAGCGCGCUGCUUCUCGCGGCAAUCCUGCCGCCAUGGCGGCCUUGGGCGACAUGUAUGCCAGCGGCGCUGGCUGCAUUCCCGACCGUGACCUGGCCUUCACGUGGACCAAACGUGCAGCCGAAAAGGACCAUGGUCAUGCGCAAUACCUGACUGGAAUGGCCUACCUCGAAGGCGAGGCUGAAGGGCGUUCGGCCACCAUCAACCAGCGCGAGAGUGUCAAGUGGCUCCGUAAGGCUGCCAUGCGCGGCCAUGCGAGCGCACAGUUCAGCCUGAGUGUUGCUCUGGGUGCCAAGCCACAGGACGCGGAAGAAGCAAAGCACUGGCUCGUCCGCGCUGCAGAAGGCGGUCACCCCAACGCGCAAGUUCGAUUGGCGAUUGCCUACGCCCGCGGUGAUGGACACUUUGCGCAAGACCUUCCCCGAGCGGCCGAGCUGUUCAAAAAAGCCGGCGCGUCUGGCUCUGUGGACGCCAUCGUUGGCUACGGCGACGUGCUGCAGCUGGAGGGCGAGCGGCUCGAGGAGGCUGGCGAUGCUGCUGGAGCUCACGCCAAAUUCGCCGCGGCCGUCUCCUCGUGGCUCACCGCCGCCAAGCGACACCAUCCUCAAGCCAUCGAUCGCGUGGCGGAGGCGUACCGUGUGGGCCAGGGCGUUGUUGCCAACCCUGACGUUGCCGACCAGCUCGAGCACGAGGCAAAGGAGCUGUGGAUGCAGCGAGGCAACGAAACAGCUGCCAUCGACUUGGCUGGGCGCGCAUUGGUUGAGCGAACACUCCAUCCCGAUCUGCCCCGCUGGCUCAAGCUGCACAUGCAGCGCUCGCACAACCUGGACAACCGCGCGAACGCUGCUCUGCGGCUCGGCCAGCUGUCCGCUGCUGGCCUGUUUGGCAGCAGCGACGCUGCAGUGCUUUACUUUGCGCAGGCAGCCGAUGGCGGCAGCAGUCUUGGCAUGCUUGAGGCUGGUAAGCUGCUUGUCACGUCGGCCAAUGUCGAUCAGCGCGAGCGGGGCAUCAAGUAUCUUCGCUCCGCUGGGCAGAAGGGAUUGACCGAGGCGACUGAAUUGCUCAAAACCCUUGCGUCUAACUAG